Molecule: messenger RNA, 648 nt
Organism: Hansenula anomala
Lineage: Eukaryota; Fungi; Ascomycota; Saccharomycetes; Phaffomycetales; Wickerhamomycetaceae
Exons: 1
Coding region: 1-648 (215 amino acids)
Molecular function (GO): protein dimerization activity
Source: RefSeq, a predicted model, not a curated record
AUGUCACUGAUCCCUUCGCCUCCAGACCUCAAACCAACAAUCAUCCAAAUGCAAAACUCUUCAGAGAACAUAACACCUUCUGAAGAGUCGGUGGACCCUAAAUUCGUUCCUCCAAAUAACUCCCAACCUUCUGAACAACCUAAAAGGAAAAGAAGAAGAUCAAGUGCCUCUUUAAUCUCUCAGAAUGAAAUUGAAAAAAGAAGAAGAGAACACAAGACUGCUCACUCCAUAAUUGAAAAAAAAAGAAGAAUUAGAAUGAAUAGAGAAUUUGAAGCUUUAAAAUUCAUUGUACCUGCUUGCAGAAAUAAUCUAUCAACUUCAAAUAAUAAUGGGGAAGGAAUGUAUAAAUUAACAAUAUUGCAAGCAACUGUGGAUUAUAUUAAAUAUUUACACCAAGUUAUAAAUAUUCAACAAGAUGAAAUUAAUAAAAAUCAAUCAUAUCCAAAUAUAUCAGAUCAAGAUUUAGAUUUUGCUAAAAUUGAUGUUGAUACUGAUUCUUAUAGAAAUCUGGAUAUUGAAUAUGAUUUCAACAAGUUGUUUAAAGAUUUCCAAAGCCAGGCAUCCUCCUCCUCUUCAUCUUCAUCAAAUUCAAGAUCAAGUUCUGAUAGUGCUUCAUCAAAAAAAAACAGAAAUCAGACCUUAGCAUAA